ACCUAGCGGGUUGUCGCUGACCCUGGCCCAGCCAGCGGCUAUCGAUAUGAUGUCUGCCUGUAGCACAGAAUCUAUUGGCUUACACGCCUGUACAAGGGGGGUUUUGUACAGGAUGGCCCACUGAGCUAAUAUUGCCGGAGUGCCGGAAUGAGAUCGGGCUUCUUAGCUUUGAUAUUAGUACAAAAUAUCAAAGCUUGGGGGGCGGCAAAUAUACCACCUAAAGAUUUUACAGCACAUCCCCACUCGCAAGCAUCCGCAAACGCCAUUAUGGUCCAGAUCGCAACGCUUCGUGCGGGUCUCACCCAGACAACCCAGGCUACCCGCACCGCCAUGCGAUGCCUUAACUCGGGCCGAGACUCGCAGGAAACCUCUCAAAAAGCACUGACUCUCCUGUCUGACAUCUUGGAUCUUCUCUACCGUAUUCAAAGUCAGAUUAGCUGGGGAGAGGAAAAAUGGCAUGUCGACCCUGCCCGUCUCAAUUCCCUGGCGGAGAUGCUCGGCUGGUUCGACUCCACGGUCAAAUCCAUCGAGCUGUACUUCCAGCCCGGCGGGGUCAAUGUUGCGUACUUCCGCAAACAUCUGCUGGAGAAGACAUUUCUGCCUCGUUUGGAACAGUAUAAGAUCGUCAUGUUGCUCGCGAUGCAGCCGGACUCGGAAUCGCACGUUACUGGAUCAAGAUAUAAGGUAUACACUUAAGAUGGCUCGUGAUAUAGACUGUGGGCCUACAAUUGAUCUCCAAUUUUCAGAAGAUGCCUUGGGACUCACGAGCCAACUAUGCUCAAACCAGUUCAUCACGCUCGCAGACUUAUGCAAUAGGCGGCUGCGCGAAUCAUGCCGCUGGAUCUUCGAUCACGGUCAGUAUAGGCGCUGGCUACUUGGUUCUUUCAAGACGUUGUUUUGCGUCGGUCCAGGUGAGCCUUGCGUGGAAUGAAAUUAAACUUCAAGAUGCCUCGCUGAUACCUGUGGUUAC
This is a messenger RNA of Aspergillus fijiensis CBS 313.89, 970 nucleotides long. Its product is annotated as NACHT and Ankyrin domain protein. The transcript is spliced from 4 exons. Bases 148 to 696 code for a protein of 182 amino acids. The record is from RefSeq and is a predicted model, not a curated record. Lineage: Eukaryota; Fungi; Ascomycota; Eurotiomycetes; Eurotiales; Aspergillaceae.